Solanum lycopersicum (tomato) is the source of this 4996-nucleotide messenger RNA. NCBI's taxonomy places the organism in Eukaryota, Viridiplantae, Streptophyta, Magnoliopsida, Solanales, Solanaceae. The record is from RefSeq and is a predicted model, not a curated record.
CAGAUUUUUUGAAAUCUACUAAUAAAUCUUGACUUUUUACUUUAACUUUCUUUAGUUAGAACAUCACUUCACUGUCAAUUCUCUCUUGAGCUGCCAAGAUUCUUGUUUUGGGGUAAAAAAAGAUUGUUGCUUUUGUUGUUUAUAUGGAAUUCUGAUUUCUGGGUAUGUCUCAGGUUUUUGUUUGAGUUAGAAAUGAGGAAGCACAACACAGCUUUAACAAGAUUUGGGAGAAAGGUAAAAGGUUCAUAUCAAUCUUAUGGUCUUGGUGUUAAGUUAGCUGCAGUAGUAAUUUUGGGUCUUUGUUUUGUAUUCAUUUGGUCUGUGUUUUCACCUUCUUCUUAUUCAGUAGCCUAUCAAAGGGACACUUUUGAUGAUAUUAGAGAACCUAUUUCAUCUGCAAAUAGGAAAAAGGUUACACCUUUAGUUCCUUCAACUAAGAAAGAACAACCCCAUAAUAAGAAACUGAAACAUAGAUCAAGUUCUGGUGAGAAAAAGAAGAGGGUUGAUAGGUCUUCUUUGCCUUCAAAAUCUGGUGGUUGGCAUAAGAAUGAUAAAAGUGGAGUUGAUAGGAAGAGAAAAGGUGAGGAUCUGAAGUUACCCGAAAAGGUUGAUGAGGUGAAGGAACAAGAAUUGGAAGGAUCUGAAACUGAUGUGUUGGAGAAGGAGAAUGAGGAAGACAAAAUAGGAAAUGAUAAGCAAGAAGAAGAGAAAAAAGUAGUUGAAGUUAAAGAGAAUGAGAAAGAAAAAACAGAAAAUAAUAGUAAACAAGAAGGAGAAGGAGUGGAUGGUAAAGAGAAUGAGAAAGAGGAAAUAGAAAGUACUAAAGAAGAAGAAGGAGAAGGAGAAGGAGAAGGAACAGUAGAUGGUAAUGAAGGUAAUGGUGAAAUAGCUAAUACUGAGGAAUUGGAUCAAGAGGCUGCUGAGAAAGUGGAGGAUGAGGAUGAGAAAGCUAAAGAUAAUGGGAAGAAGAACAAGAAUUUAGGACCAUUAUUUGAUCCAAAAGCACAUUAUACUUGGAAUUUAUGUAGCACUAGGAGCAAGCAUAAUUACAUUCCUUGCAUUGACUUUGAAAGUGCCAGUGGAAAGUUGCAGAAUUAUCGGCAUCACGAAAGAAGUUGUCCUAAAGCACCUCAAAUGUGUCUUGUUCCCCUUCCUCCUGGUGGUUAUGAGACUCCAGUAAGCUGGCCUGAGAGUAAGUCAAAGAUACAUUAUAAAAAUGUGGCGCACCCGAAACUAGAGGUAUAUGUUAAGAAAGAGAGCUGGGUGGUGGAGUCUGGAGAUUAUCUCAUUUUUCCGACGAACCAAUCUAUACCCAAAGGUGGAAUUCAACACUACCUAGAUUUCAUAGAAGAGAUGGUACCAGACAUUGAAUGGGGGAAGAAUAUCCGUGUUGUGCUGGAUAUUGGAUGUGAAGAUUCAAGCUUUGGGGCUUCUCUACUUGAAAAAGAUGUGUUAACACUUACUCUAGGCUUAAAAGAUGACCUUGUGGAUCUAGCACAAGUUGCACUUGAGCGUGGUUUUCCAGCAGUAGUUACCCCUUUCGGAACUCGGAGGCUUCCCUUUCCUAGUGGUGUCUUUGAUGCUAUUCACUGUAAUGAUUGCCAUGCAUCUUGGCAUUCUAAUGGGGGAAAGCAUCUUAUAGAGAUGAACAGAAUUUUGAGGCCUGGAGGUUAUUUUAUUUUGUCUUCAACGCACAGUAGCAUUGAAGUUGAAGAAGGUAUGUCCACGUUGACAGCAUCAAUCUGUUGGAACAUCCUCGCUGAUAAAACUGAUGAAAUCAGUGAUAUCAGGAUUAAGUUAUACCAAAAACCACAAGCAAAUGAGAUAUACCAAUUGAGAAGGAAAAAAGUUCCACCUCUAUGCAAAGCAAAUGAGAACCCAGAUGCAUCCUGGUAUGUGCCGAUUAAAUCUUGCUUGCACACAAUUCCUGAAUCCAUAGAACAAAGAGGAACCGAAUGGCCUGAGGAGUGGCCUAAGAGACUUGAAACUUAUCCCGAAUGGAUGAACAAUAGAGAGAAAUUGAUCGCAGACAGUGAGCACUGGAAAGCUAUUGUUGACCAUUCUUAUUUAGUUGGCUUGGGUAUUGAAUGGUCCAACAUUCGGAAUGUAAUGGAUAUGAAAGCCAUCAAUGGAGGAUUUGCAGCAGCUCUUGCACAGCAGAAGGUGUGGGUGAUGAAUGUUAUUCCUGUACAUGCACCAAACACCCUUCCCGUAGUCUUUGAAAGAGGACUUAUUGGCGUGUACCACGAUUGGUGUGAGGCUUUUGGUACUUAUCCAAGAUCAUACGACCUUCUACAUGCAGAUCAUCUCUUCUCAAGGCUUAAGAACAGGUGCAAGCAUCCCAUUGUGAUUGUGGUUGAGAUGGACCGUAUAUUACGGCCUGGUGGCUGGGGAAUCAUACGUGACAAGGUCGAAAUACUUGAUCCAUUAGAGAAAAUAUUGAGAAGCUUGCACUGGGAGAUACGAAUGACUUUUGCCAAAGAUAAGGAAGGCAUCCUUUGUGCUCAGAAGACAAUGUGGAGACAUUCCAGUCAUUUUCCUGCUGGUUAUCUAUACACAGUGCCAUUCUUGCCAACAAUUGUGUUCCCUGUUCACAUAUUGCAAAAGAAAUUGUCGUGGAUCCAGAAUUUAGACGUUGUGAGUAUUGAGUUCGGAAAUGUAGGGUUUUUGAAGGAACUUUUUUCGGGGAAGAAUGCUGAUGGGUUUAGUGCCAAAGCUUCAAGUUAUACAAAAACGAGAUCAAACCCUGUAACAACAAAUCCUAAAAUACCCAUCAUGUCCCUAUCACUUUCUUCUUACCCCACGCGCUUCGCCAUCCUCACGCUCCUCUCCGCCACCACAGUCUUCUUCUUCUACAAAUCACGCCGUCAUCUAUCCAAACGCCUCAAAUCCUUAAAACCCAUUUCCCAUAACCCUAUUUCUAAAACCCCAAGAGGCAAAAUCUUCUUUAUAUCCCAAACAGGCACUUCUAAAACCCUAGCAAAGAGUCUUCAUAGUUUGUUAAACCUUAACGGGUUUGAAUUCGAUCUAGUUGACCCGAAAGAGUAUGAGCCUGAGGAUUUGCAUAAAGAAAGCUUUGUAGUUAUUGUAGCUUCUACGUGGGAAGACGGGAAACCACCUCCAAAUGCGGGGUUUUUUGUUGAUUGGUUAACUGAGAGUGCUGAUGAUUUCAGGGUUGGAUCUUUGUUGCUUAGCAAGUGUAAAUUUGCAAUCUUUGGAGUUGGGAGUGGGUCUUAUGGUGAAACAUUUAAUGCUGUGGGUCGUGAUUUUUCGAAGAAGUUGAAGAAACUUGGUGGGGUUGAGGUUUUAGAGGUGUGUGAAGGUGAUGUAGAUGAGGGUAGUUUGAAUGAGGUUUUUGGUAAGUGGAGCAAGAGGAUUGUUGGGAUUUUGAGUAAUUUGGGCGAGAAUGGAGGGGAUAUGAGGAAUGGAGUUGGUGGUGGUAGUGAAGAUGAAGCUGUGAGUGAGGGAGAUGAUGAUGGGGAAUAUGAUGACGAGUUUGAAGAAAAUGAUGAGGAGUCAGGAAUUGUUGAUCUUGAGGAUAUUGCGGGUAAAGGACCUUCAAGAAAGAAAGGAGUUAACGAUAAGUUCGUUAAUGGGAAGUCGAAUGGUGGAACUGUGAAUGGAGAGAAGGCAAUGGUAACUCCAGUUAUUAGAGCGAGUUUGGAGAAACAGGGAUAUAAAAUAAUUGGCACGCAUAGCGGUGUGAAACUUUGUAGAUGGACAAAAUCACAACUUAGAGGGCGCGGAGGUUGCUAUAAGCACUCAUUUUAUGGCAUUGAGAGUCACAGGUGCAUGGAGGCCACUCCUAGUUUAGCAUGUGCAAACAAAUGUGUUUUUUGUUGGAGACAUCACACAAAUCCUGUUGGGAAGAGCUGGACAUGGAAGAUGGAUGAUCCUAUUGAGAUUGUGAACACAGCUAUAGAUUUGCAUACCAAAAUGAUAAAACAGAUGAAAGGCGUUCCAGGUGUUAAAGCUGAGCGUUUGUCUGAGGGUCUUUCUCCUAGGCAUUGUGCUUUGUCACUGGUUGGUGAGCCUAUUAUGUAUCCAGAAAUAAAUUCACUUGUAGAUGAGCUGCACAGGAGGCGGAUUUCGACUUUUCUUGUUACUAAUGCACAGUUCCCUGACAAGAUUAAGUUAUUGAAACCAAUCACACAGUUGUAUGUCAGCGUAGAUGCAGGUACAAAGGACAGCUUAAAAGCAAUUGACAGACCACUAUUUGGAGACUUCUGGGAGCGAUUUCUUGAUUCUUUGAGAGCUCUUAAGGAGAAGGAGCAAAGAACUGUCUAUCGUUUGACACUCGUUAAAGGGUGGAACACAGAAGAUGUGGAUGCAUAUUCUAGCCUAUUCAGCAUUGGGAAACCCGAUUUCAUUGAAAUCAAAGGUGUCACUUAUUGUGGAACGUCGGCUACAUCAAAGUUGACAAUGGAGAAUGUCCCUUGGCAUUCUGAUGUGAAGGAAUUCUCUGAAGCCUUGGCUAAAAAGAGCAACGGAGAGUAUGAGGUUGCCUGUGAGCAUGUGCAUUCCUGCUGUGUUCUUCUGGCUAAAGUCGCUAAGUUCAAAAUAGACGGUCAAUGGUUCACGUGGAUAGACUACGAGAAGUUCCAUGAUCUGGUAGCUUCUGGGAAACCCUUUACAAGUAAAGAUUACAUGACACCUACACCAUCUUGGGCUGUCUAUGGAGCUGAGGAAGGUGGUUUUGACCCAGAGCAAUUGCGUUUCAAAAAAGAGCGGCACCACAGAUCAUCUCGUCAGGAAAAUGGUUCUUGAAAUGUUCGAAGCAGGUUUUCGUUACCUCUGGGAUGGCCUAAAAUUUUGUUCCUUCGACUUAGAUUUUGCUUUCCUCCAUUUUCCUAUACAAGUUGCAUUUCACUAUAUAACUGCCGAAGUUGUCACUGAUAUGAAAAAUAUUGCUUGUAUGAACACUUUGUAUGUUGUUUCAUACACAAAUUUUAAUUAAUUUUGAUUAUAUAAAACGAUUGGAAGAUACUUGGUUAAA